Messenger RNA from Cercopithifilaria johnstoni, 924 nucleotides. The record is from the annotation of a GenBank genome assembly. Lineage: Eukaryota; Metazoa; Nematoda; Chromadorea; Rhabditida; Onchocercidae.
AUGUUAUCAGGAAUUAAUAGUAUUUUACGCACAUAUGCAUAUUUUAUUAUCGGUCCAAUAGCUGUUAUAUUCAACAUUCCUAUUUUUCUAUUUGUAAUUAUGCGUAAAGCACUCAGAGAAACAUAUAUUGUUAUUGCUGUUGUUUUCCUCAAUAGUGGAUUUACCGGAAUUGGUGUGAUAUUAAUAGCAAUGAAACGCUUAUCAAAUUCAAACGAUGAAAAAUUGAUAAAUCAUCACGAAUGCGUGCUAAGUAUAGCCAUUAUUCUUCUAGCAGUACUUUGUGUAAAUGGAAUGAGUUUGUUGAUGAACAGCGCAGAAAGACUUUCAGUUGUAGCAUUUCCGGUAUAUUAUUAUGUUCAUAACGCACGAAUAAGUUAUUCAUUAAUUGUUGCACAAUAUGUGAUUACAAUCAUUGCUGUAAUUAUUACCGUCGCUGCAAGUUUAAUUGAACCAACUCGGCAAAUAUCAAAUCUUUGCAUGUUACAAGACGUAUAUUCACCUUAUUUUUAUAAAGCGAUAUUACUAAUGGUUUGCAGUGCUUCAUCUAUGAGUGUUGUUCUUAUGAUUAUUGUUGUUAUCAUUCUGAGAAAGAAAUUCGGUAAGCAAUUCCUUUCAAAUAAUUCGUAUAACCGCGAUCUGUCACAUUUUCUCAAUAAUCAGGAGCGAUACACUAAAACGGCAAUAAUCUCUGGUUGUCUCACAUUUUUUCUUGUCGUGAUACCAUCAAUUGUGGAAUAUAUGCACAUAAUGGAUCCCUCCGAUACGUCGAAGUUCGUGGUGAUCUGUUGCACGCAUUUGCGCCUGCUGAAUUCCUUCAAUAUGGUGGUAUUGUUUUUGUAUCGUCAAAAAGAUUUUCGGUAUGAUGUAUUUCAGUGGUUCAAUUUCCUGUUAUACGGACGAAAACAACAAGUCCAACCAAUGUAG